GGCUACUAUUUUACUUGACGUCCAUUUAGGGAUAACUUCGUACGGAAAAAUAAAAUCAUUCCUCAUAAACAUUUUUUUUUUUUAAAUUUAAUCAGUCAAAAUUAAUUCGACAUAACGCUGCUUCCAACUCCUACAAAUACCCACAAGAAGUUCAAUUCGUUCACAAGUUGUCAAGUAUGGCAGGGCAACAUGGUGAGGGAAUUGCAGUCCCCAAUUUACAGAUUGAAAGUGUUCAAACUGUUAGUCCAGACAAGGUAACUGAUCCACUGCAGAGACGCCAAGUGUUGGUGUCAGAUGCGGUUGGUUCAUGGAUCUACCGGAGGUGCUUUAACAUACUUCUUUACUACAAGAAGGUGGUUGAGCAUGAAUCUGGUUGGAUAGUAGCUGGUUGGAUGAGGGAAUCCAUAGGUCGAGUUUUGGUUGAUCAACCAUUGCUCAGUGGAAGACUACGAAGAGGUGAAGAUGGCCAUGGUGGAUUAGAAAUCGUGUCUAAUGAUUGUGGCCUUAGGCUCAUAGAGGCUAAGAUCCCUAUAACUUUGUCGGAGUUUCUUGACAAGAAGAAUAAAGACGAUGAAGCUAAGCUUGUCUUCUGGAAGGAUGUUGAUGAACAAAACCCUCAAUUCUCUCCACUAUUUUAUAUUCAGGUGACCAACUUUGAAUGCGGUGGAUAUUCAAUCGGUAUGAGCUGCAACAUUCUUCUUGCAGACCUCUUAAUCAAGGAAAAUUUCCUGAAGAAAUGGGUAAAUAUUCACAAUGAAAAGCUUUCCAAAACUGAUGAUGCCCUCAAAACUCCCCUAUUCUACCUCCCUAAUCUCAAAAAGCCUAGUGGCUCCCCAAGCAUUCCCAUCAUCAGCUCCGACCAAGGCAAAACUCGUGGCCAAACAGUGAUCUUCAAAAUUGCUGAUAAAAAUGUUAAUUUGGAAAAUGAAUCGAUCAAGAAAAUCAUGUUAGUUUGUGUUAAGGAGGCAGAGAGUCAGCUGGGUAUUAAAAUGGGACAAACUUUUCCACUCUUUCUGAAAGAGCCCUCCAACACCAUCAAAAUUGAAACUUGUUCGAGAUUUGAAAAGGGGAUGGUUCCAUGGGAGAUGAAUCUUAGGAGUCAAGUCAGAAGUGAAAGUUGGGAUGAUUUAGGGGCCAAUGAGAUUGUUAUUGAAAAAGGAAAUAAACCUACUCGCGUUUCACAUUGGAUGGGAUCAGCGAUGGAUGGACUUGUGAUGGCACUCACAUCUCCCCAAGGCGAGGAGGCUAGCUCUAAACUCAACGUCAUUGUCUCGGUUCCUUGAAACUACAACAUUUGUUCUCGGAUCCUCUAAAUUAAUAUUUGUUCGAUCUGUGUAAUUGGUUGAUGAACAUCAAUCGUUUAGGUGUCAAGUGUAACUUCCUCAUUGGGCUUUAUAAUGAAAAUGAAGAUCUUUCUGAUUAAUAAUGAAAAUGCUCAUAUUGUUAUAAAA
Molecule: messenger RNA, 1451 nt
Organism: Mangifera indica (mango)
Lineage: Eukaryota; Viridiplantae; Streptophyta; Magnoliopsida; Sapindales; Anacardiaceae
Product: acyltransferase Pun1
Exons: 2
Coding region: 177-1283 (368 amino acids)
Molecular function (GO): acyltransferase activity, transferring groups other than amino-acyl groups
Source: RefSeq, a predicted model, not a curated record